Pelobates fuscus (common spadefoot toad) is the source of this 4421-nucleotide messenger RNA. RefSeq names its product calcium-binding protein 39. The record is from RefSeq and is a predicted model, not a curated record. The transcript is spliced from 10 exons. Gene Ontology annotation, molecular function: protein serine/threonine kinase activator activity. Lineage: Eukaryota; Metazoa; Chordata; Amphibia; Anura; Pelobatidae. Bases 353 to 1597 code for a protein of 414 amino acids. Gene Ontology annotation, biological process: intracellular signal transduction.
UGAACCUUCUGGGACUGAGAACACCAUAGAGACGGGAGGAGCCGCCCGGAGUGACCCGAAAGGAUAGAGACCCCUGGCGUGGCCCGGCAUCCGAGAGAGACCCCUGGAAGUAAAUAGCAAGGGGAGUGAUCCCUCAACUGGCACACACCCCUCGAUCUCCCGGAAGUGACCCCAGGGACAGCUGACAAGACAGGCACCCCCAGAGUGACCCGUGUGCCCACACAGCCCCACAGAGAGCUAACCCGGACAGAACAGCCAGUGUGCCCCCAGAGAGCCCGGCAGAGGGCGGGACCCUGUGUCUGGAGCUCUGUAGGAAGAGCAGCUUUUGAAGAGCAGUGUUACUCCACCAACCAUGCCAUUCCCCUUUGGGAAAUCUCACAAGUCUCCUGCAGACAUAGUGAAGAAUUUGAAGGAGAGCAUCGCUGUGCUGGAGAAGCAGGACAUCUCCGACAAGAAAGCAGAAAAGUUUACAGGAGGGUUGUUACCUCACACACUCAAGUCCCCCACCCAUCAAACCAAUUCCCUUAGUCGUUCUUCUUCAGGCUUAAACAUAUCCCUUCCUGCUUACUCUACUGAUGACAUACAUAACAGGACCAAGGAUGAAAAGAAGCUGGCAUGGCCCAAAUCAAAACGGAGCUCGUUUGUGUCUGGGAGACAGAAGAUGGACAGAACUGCCAUACUAUCGGCAACUGAAGAGGUGUCAAAAAACUUGGUGGCUAUGAAGGAAAUCUUGUAUGGCACAAAUGAAAAGGAACCACAAACAGAGGCUGUUGCUCAGCUUGCUCAGGAAUUGUACAACAGUGGCCUUCUGGGAACCCUGGUGGCUGAUCUCCAGCUCAUAGAUUUUGAGGGCAAGAAGGAUGUGGCUCAGAUCUUCAAUAAUAUUUUGCGAAGACAGAUUGGCACGCGAACCCCUACAGUGGAAUAUAUAUGCACCCAGCAGAAUAUUCUCUUUAUGCUUUUGAAAGGAUACGAAUCUCCUGAGAUUGCUCUGAAUUGUGGGAUCAUGUUGCGGGAGUGCAUUCGGCAUGAACCACUUGCAAAGAUCAUCCUGUGGUCUGAGCAGUUCUACGACUUCUUCAGAUAUGUAGAGAUGUCGACGUUUGAUAUUGCCUCAGACGCAUUUGCAACAUUCAAGGAUCUGCUAACAAGACACAAGUUACUGAGUGCAGAAUUCCUUGAGCAGCAUUAUGACAGGUUCUUCAGUGAGUAUGAGAAGCUAUUGCAUUCUGAAAACUAUGUGACAAAACGGCAGUCACUUAAGCUACUCGGAGAACUUUUGUUGGAUAGACACAACUUCACAAUUAUGACUAAAUAUAUAAGUAAACCAGAGAACCUCAAGUUAAUGAUGAACCUUCUACGUGACAAGAGUCGCAACAUCCAGUUUGAAGCUUUUCACGUGUUUAAGGUAUUUGUAGCCAACCCAAACAAGACUCAACCUGUUCUUGACAUCCUUCUAAAGAACCAGAGCAAGCUAAUCGAAUUCCUCAGCAAGUUCCAAAAUGACCGCACUGAAGACGAGCAGUUUAACGACGAGAAAACGUACCUAGUGAAACAGAUCCGUGAUCUGAAAAGACCCGCACAGCAGGAUGCCUGAGGUGGAUAGGGAAGGGAGGGAGAAACCAAUCCCAGCGCUUGCUGCGAGAGUAUUCAGCAUCCCGUGGACUUCGCUAGCAACAUCCUCACAUCCUAACCUCAACGGUUUCACCUCAUUCUCUUUAUUCCACUUGCAUUUGAAGUUUUAGUCUGAGUGUAACUCCUUACCAGCUGGAAAAGCCCAAGUGCUGCACUACCCCCAGCAGCUUAGGGGUUAAAAGAUGAGUUCAUUUCAACUUUUUUGUUUUGUUUUGUUUUUUAUCCCCACUCUUGCACAUUUGCAGCACCGGAUGAAAUUCUUCCCCUCACCUUUCCUCCUUGUUGCAUCAUCACGGGAUUGAGACUCUCAUUAUCAAAAGAUCAGAGGGGGAGGGGAGCGUAAUGUAAGAGAUCUUAGUAUCUCAAGCGCGUGUAUAGUUACUAGUCUGGGUUUUGGAUAAGAUGGCAUACAUGUUUUCUUUUUUUUUUUUUUUUUUUCAUUCUUUUUUUCUUUUUCUUUUUUAUGCAAGGCGUUGCAUGCUUGCAGAAACAAAUGAAAACAAAAAUCUGGUUUCCAUCAGCAUAUUUGCACAUAAACUUGUUAGAAAAAUCGAGCACAAAAUCUGAAAUGUGCAUAGCUGGUACCCUUAGUUAAAACAACAUGCCUUGAUUGCAUACCGAAACUACCAAUAAAAUGCAACAGUGCAGUGCUUUUAUUUGAAAUAAAGAGGAGCAGAGCGGACCGUGCGGAGGAGUAGAAAAUAGAAAUGGAAUAUUCUGUGGUCAACGUGUAUUUUAAGAGUGUGAAUUGGGGAGCAGCUUUCUAUAGAGGGUUGUGUAAAGAUGAGUGUACAUUCAUUAUAUAUGCUUUUCAACUGCUUUCUUGCUUCCUUUGGCAGCGUGUGUUGUUUUAGCAGGCGUUUAGGAUGAAUAUGAAAAAAAGCAGCAUCUUAUGCACUUGGGAAAGUUAUCUUCUCAUCUAAAAAUGCCGCUCCACAAAUGGUGCUGAGUGUAUCUGCACUGUUUAACUUUGUGCAGAGAAUAGUGGUUGAUGACCCAGCCACCAAUAAAACUCUUUUAAUUGAAAGUAAGAAAUUCAAGCAAUCCCUCGGACCCUAAUUACAACCUGAUACCAUAUACCUUGUCUGAUAGAGCAGUGUGGAAAGUACUGAAAACAUGCUUGCAUAUCACACUGAAGAAAUUGGACAUAUUACUUCUAAUUGCAUAGGAAGGAAAGGGGCAUGGAGUCGACCUGGCCCAUGGCGCAUAGUAGAUGUCACAGGUGGAUGAAACUAAGGAGUGUGUCAUACUUAAAUCGCUUUGUGCAGCAGCAUUUCCCUCUAAGGUCUAUGAACAGAAAAUGCUGUUUUAGCUCCACUGACCACUCUCCUCCUGUUAACACUUCACAACUAGCUUAGUCUACCUUGCCCUGAGUGACCCUCAUGGAUUUGGAUGCGAAAACCAAUGUUGAUUUAUUAAUUUACUCUUUCCCAGCAGAUUAUGCUGAGGCAUCAAAAUUCUACACAGCAUACAUAUAGGAUAAGCUAUAACUGUGCUGUAUUUAUGGCGACAUGCCAACAUCCAUUGCACUGCCAUAACCUAGUCUAUAUAAAAAAUGUAAAUGUUGGUCAGGGUGGAGAAUGUUAAAUGUAUGACUGUCUAUGGUGCGAAUUGCACUGAUUUGGGCUUGUGUACUGUUUUUAAAACCCAGUCCUAUUUCAUCUGGUCCUAUCGCUCCACCCAUUUCCCUCCCAAAAUAUUCUCCUAAUGCAGGUUAUAUCUUGUAUUUGUAAUAUGUUCCUUGUUAAUGCUCAUGUUAUAAUUUGUUGUCCUGAUCAUCCUUUUCACUGACUGUGCGUCUUGGUUCAGUGGCUGUGCUUCUUGUGUAAUGCGGUUGAGAUGAAGUGCAGUGAGCUAUUAGGGAAAAAAAAGCAGACUUAACACUGGAAGUGAAUUCACAGACUGAGCCUAAAAAAAGACAUUUUGCCCAACUAAAAACUGGUCCCCUACAUAACAAAAGUAGCACUUAUACAAGGAAUUAGUAGAUUUUCAUUGAGCAAAACAAAAUAAGUGACGUGUUCUGAAUACCAGUUUAUGGAUCUCUAUCGUAUAACAAUUGAGUUAUCAUGAAGAUUGGUUCUCAUUAAGGACAUGGUUGAGUUCCUGUUUACUAGCGUGUGCUAUAUUGCAGGAAUGUAACACAUAUGAAUAUAAAAGGCAACUGAUUGGUCUGAAUUGCUAAAUCUAAAUGCAGGUUGUGCUUGACAAUAACCUUUCUGCUUUGUGAGUGGCUGCGUGUGUGUGUCUUUUGAAAGCUCAAUAUUAUAAGGUUGUGGCUGUCUUGUCUAUGUAUUAUGAAGGUUUUGAGGUGGUACAAGGUGCAUGGCAGGGUAAUGUGUUGUAUGUCCAUUACCGCAGUUUUCAUUUGACUGAUAAAAUAAGAGAAAAAACACGCUCAAUUGGUUUAAUCCGGCCACAAGAUUUAAUGCCAAAACUGUCAGUCAUCCACAUUUAAAGUAAGUGGGAGAUGAGACAAACAUGAAGAUGGAAAAAGGUAUCUUGUUUUCCACAUCAUUGCUAUAAGAUAUGUGAGGGAUGUUCUGCCUGGUGCAUGUAGCUGGAACAGUGCAUGUGGUUUGAUCCCCACCAAAUAACCCCCCAUUUUUGGGACAUUGUUUAUUUGAUGGCCUCAAACCUCCCCUGAAAGAUGCUGAAACCACAGCCUUGGGUGAAGGUAUAAACGCUGCUUUCAUGCAGAUUUGCUUUGGGUUUAUUUGGAAUCUGUGUACAUAAGUUUUUGGCCUCUUAUUCGUAAAGAAAAAAAAAAUAAACUGUACAGCAAAUGA